AUGAUAAUUAUUUCGGUGUUGUCGGCAAGGGAACCUAAGCAGAUAACAUUGGCGAAUCAAGGGACAAUAGCAGGGAUGUAUAUAACAAGGUUCAGGACAAAGAGAAUUGUGGCAUAUGUGGGUAUACCAUACGCCCAGCCUCCUAUAGACUUUAGGCGUUUCGCUCCACCAGAAUACACUGAUCUUCCUAGUUGGGAAGGUUUAAGGAAUGCAACUAUUUACGCGCCGGAUUGCAUGCAAAAUGAUCCAAAAAGGGAAGAUAUACAGCAUCCUUUGAACAAACAUGAUGAACUGUUCACGAAACUGCUUGAGGCGCAGAUGGAAGAACCUCGGAAAAAGGAGUACUCAGAAGAUUGUUUGUAUCUGAACGUCUAUGUACCCGAUGACUUCAAGGUCGAAGGUUACCCAGCAAUGGUGUGGUUCCAUGGCGGAGAUUUCGUGAGAGGCAGCCCUAAUAGCGUAAAUCCCUUUCAACUAGUGCUGAAGCAAAAGGUAAUUUUUGUGUCUGUCGCCUACCGUUUAAAUAUAUUUGGAUUCUUCUCAACGCUGGAUAAUGAAGCUCCAGGGAACUUUGGUUUGUUAGAUCAAGUAGCAGCUUUAUCUUGGGUCAAGAAUAACAUCGAAAGUUUUGGAGGUGACCCUGAUAACGUUUGUAUAUUCGGACAUGACGCGGGCGCUGUUAGUGUUGGACUACAUUUAUUAUCUCCAUAUUCAUCAGGACUAUUCCAAAAAGCUAUUGCUAUGAGCGGCAAUGUACUGUCACCAGAGACUGUAAACAUUGCAAGAAAAGAAAUCAUAACUGUCGACAAAGUAGCUAGUGCUUUUAGUUGUUUUCGCAAACCGACAUUCCAGUUACUAGAUUGCCUAAGAAGAGUAAAUUUUCAAGCAUUAUUGGAUAUCGGAGAACCGUUAGCUACUUGGAAGCCUAUUGUAGAUACCGGCUUUAGUAACAUUACUCAGCCAUUUAUAUCGGAUCAGCCAAGCAAAAUGUUUAAUGAUGAAGUAUUUAGUCCCGUACCAGUUUUAACCGGUUACACAAAUAUGGAAGAUGGUCUUCUUCUCGAUAAAGGAGAGGAUUCUGGCAUCAGCCAAAGAGAAUUUGACAUUAUGCGCGAGGAAGUUAUUCUAUCUGAUAUCACCGUAGAUAAUAGUUCAUGUUUCACAAAUCAGCAUCAUAUACAAGAUGCCGUCGAAUUUUUUUAUAAGCCUAUACCACCAACGACCAAUGAAACAAUUCUUCGUAAACAAUUUUUGGAUUUUUACACAGACAAAGUCUAUGGGGCCACGACCUACCAAUUAGCGAAGUUUAUUAGUAAACAUGCUCCUGUUUAUCUAUACAGAUUUGAUUUGAAACCGUUUUCAGAUGUAGCCAAUGAGGGUAUACCGGAUUGGAUCGCAGUGCCACAUAAUUUUGAUUUGAUUUUCACAUUUGGGUUACCCUAUUUAGCGUUACCUGAAGACUUUAACAAAUGGGACUACAGAGAUAAGAGCAUCUCUGAGAUAAUUAUGAAAAUGUGGACCAAUUUCGCUUGGUACUCUAAUCCUACUAAUUCAGGUGUGAUAAUUCAAUGGGAUACUUUUGAAGUCGAGAGGCCUGGAUUUUUUAUAAUUGACAGACAGAAUUUUACUAUGAGUACACCAGCGACUGUGAAUUAUAAAGCUUUUGAAUUCUGGACUGAUUUUUAUCCAAAAGUUUUGGAGAUUGGCACGAAGUGUUGCAAAGAAAUAAUGGCAUACAAGCAGAUCUUAGUGUUGCUGAUGACAGCGUAUCUGGUGGCUGGACAGAGGCCUUCCUUCGCUGGCACAAAGCCCAUAGGGUUCCCUGAUGUUAUCGCACCUGCUGAUCCACUAGGAAAUCGUUUUGGAGACGAUUCACCACUGCCCGCAGAAGCCAACGGAGACCGAGCGCUAGUCGAGCGUCUGAACAAGCUACCAAUCGACAAGCAGCCUUUCUGGUUCAUCAACUGGAAGAUUCUAGAAGAGAGCAGAAAGAACCCACAGUCGUACCCACAAAGAGAAAACUCCUUCACUAACAAUUUCCAAAAUGGAGUCAGUACUGGACAGUCUUCGGGGAGCAUUCAAUCAAAUGCUCCUCAGGCGAAUCCCGCAGCGAAUUCCGGUGGGCUAACCUCAAAAUUUGGUGAAUCAAAUACUGGAGCAAAUACAGCCGGUGGCAACUUCGCAAGCAACUUUAAUAAUAAUAGACACACCCAACAAGGAUACAAUCGCCAGUUUGAAAGGCGAGGUUAUUAUUGAUUUUUUUUAUUUUUUUUAAACUGCACAGUUUUGAUUUAUGAUACAUUUUUUUAAUUUUAUA
Pararge aegeria (speckled wood butterfly) is the source of this 2317-nucleotide messenger RNA. RefSeq names its product carboxylesterase 1C. The transcript has 5 exons. Bases 1 to 2256 code for a protein of 751 amino acids. Gene Ontology annotation, molecular function: signaling receptor activity; neurexin family protein binding. NCBI's taxonomy places the organism in Eukaryota, Metazoa, Arthropoda, Insecta, Lepidoptera, Nymphalidae. Gene Ontology annotation, cellular component: postsynaptic membrane; synapse; cell surface. Gene Ontology annotation, biological process: synaptic vesicle endocytosis; presynaptic membrane assembly; modulation of chemical synaptic transmission. The record is from RefSeq and is a predicted model, not a curated record.